AUGCACAAAGUCUCCGAAGCCUAUAAAGCUGCCAUGGAAGCAGACGCUGUUGAGCUUGUUAAAGAUUUAGGAGCUCAUUCAUUUUACCUACGUAGGGUAGGGGCAAAAGCGGCAAUCUCCUUCUCAGCGAAUUAUAGACAUGCUUCAGGAGGACCCUCACAACCGAUCCAAGGAAUUCACUCCGAUAUGUCACCACAAGGAGCCAAAUUUGUUAAAGAUUAUGUACUGGAGAGGUGCUUGGAGUCAAAGGAUCCCAAGGAAAUGGAAGUUGGAAGGUACCUACAGGAAGGUAAACACGCUGUUAUUCUGAAUGUCUGGAGACCACUCGGCACUGUCACAGACAAUCAUCUUGGUUUAUGUAAAUGGGAUUCACUGUCAAAAGAAGAUGCUUUGUAUUCAAGUAUCACACCAACAAAUGGUGGAAAUACCCUUCAGCGAUGGCAGUACAGACAAGGUCAAAGGUGGUUUUACCUCAGCGAACAGAAAGCGGAUGAUGUUUAUGUGUUCAUGCAACAUGAUUCUAGGGCAGCCGAUGGCCACGGAGUUAAUGUACCACACGCUUCUUUCAAUCUCGAAACCGAUCGCAAUGAAGCACCCAAACGAAGUAGCUAUGAGACUAGAGUAAUAGCCAUCGUCACGUGA
Molecule: messenger RNA, 642 nt
Organism: Melampsora larici-populina 98AG31
Lineage: Eukaryota; Fungi; Basidiomycota; Pucciniomycetes; Pucciniales; Melampsoraceae
Exons: 2
Coding region: 1-642 (213 amino acids)
Molecular function (GO): oxidoreductase activity
Source: RefSeq, a predicted model, not a curated record